Messenger RNA from Astrephomene gubernaculifera, 1738 nucleotides. NCBI's taxonomy places the organism in Eukaryota, Viridiplantae, Chlorophyta, Chlorophyceae, Chlamydomonadales, Astrephomenaceae. The record is from the annotation of a GenBank genome assembly.
CAACAGAUUACAGCAACCGGCCCGCUUAAUAUGAAUACAUGCUUUCUACUGUACACACAGGGGUUUGUUAUUUAUUGGUUAACUUAUAGCGGUCGAAUCCAACGCGACAACAGCUGGUUCAAGCCCUCAGUCAUAGACUGCUCUAGAAAGGAAACAUAGCAGCAGCGGAAGGUAAAGGCUAGCAAUAUACACAAUACAAGCGCCAAAGCCUACCGUUGUGGCUAUUUCACCGAGGGACGAGAGACACAAUUGCUGUCACCUUAAUUGGCUCGACGUGAAGCGCCGCAGCUAUGGAUAGUUUUGCAGAGCUUGGUGCUGCCCUAACUGAGCGGAUUUCGGAGCUUAGAAAGCUUGCUUUGCUGCGUAUCGAAGAUGGUGGAAAGGAGCUCUUCCAACAAGACCUGGCAGGCCUCGAGGUCAGCGUGAGGGCGCUGGAGACUCAGGUGGCAACGCUGAAGUCAUGCAUCCAGGGGGAGCUAGCGGCCGUGCCCAAGGUGGAGGCCCUCAUCGACGCCAGCAAGGUUCAAAGCGACCGACUAAACGCCAUUGCGGCCAACCUGCCCGCACGCCUUCCCCGGCCAGUUGUUACCUCCGUACAGGGUGCAUCGCUGGCGUCCUGCCGUGCAGGCGGGCAGCACGACCCCACCCAACAAGGGCCGACGGGGACGGCGCCGACAGCAGCCGAUGAGGGCGCGCGGCGGCGCAAGGACGUGCCCCGCUGGUACGUGACGGAGCGGGAGUUCGAGGCGACAUCAGCCUACCUGCGCGGGCGGCUGCAGCCGGACAAGGUCAACGCCGCGCUUGACGAGCUGGCCUCGCACGCGCUCAACAACCAAAAGCUGAUGGCGGCAAUGAAGGCGGGAGGCAGCAAGCUAGCGCCGGCGGACCGGAAGCGUGCGACAGAGCUGCUGCAUAACGCCACGGCCAAGGACGUCAUCAAGGGGCACUACUGGUUCCUGGACUCGGACCUGCGCGAGGGCAGCCUGGUGAAGCCCGACAAGAGCGGCAAGGCCAUGCUCACCCUGCUGCGACAUUUGGGGCGCCUGCAGGAGGUUCGCUGCAACAUCGAUGGAGCGUCUACCUAUAUUUACGUUCUAGUGGAGCGGACCGUGUGAGGGUGCUAUGUGCGCCGGUCGUGUGGAGGGCUUUCCAGGACUUAUCCUCCUAAACAUGUCGAGCUCGCAAAGCAGGUGUUACCGGCUUGAAGUGUAGCUGCAAACGGCAAGCUGUCGGUCGGCUCGAGGGGUCGACGGGGCCGGGCAGGAUGAUAGCAAGUGACAGGGCGAUGUCUUGGGAAAGCCAUGUGCGUGGCUGAACCAACCGUAGCAUGCCCGAGUCAUAAUGGAACAGGUUACUGCAUGUUACAGCACAUUCGGCAGCGCAUACACACGGAUCCAAGGGAUUGCUCAAAGCACGUAGCUGAUUUCCUUGCGUUCACAGGGUUGAACGUCUUGGUGUGGGGCCAUGUGGGCCAUACUGUUUACCUUGGCUGUUCAGCCGACAGGCUCAACCAUUCCGACGUUGCUUCGCAGUCAAUGUCCAUGCUUUUGCCGCUACGAUUGUGUAGCGUAGUGUAACAUGGCAGGUACGGUCCUGUGGAUGCAUACCGGUAUUAUGCACUCCUUUCCGGUCGAAAACCUUGUCGAGCGGGUCACGGUAUUGACCACAAUGGUACAAUUUUCGUGGGGAGAUGUAAUGCAGCAACUACACACAGUACUUGCAACAUCCCACGUACUUG